AGGGUGGCGUCAUAUAUCAUAUCAGCUGAUAAAGGUUAUAUGAUUCAUUUAUAUUCACAGCUAGGCUGUAACUGGGCCUACAUAUAUGACUGCUGACGUUUCGUUUUAAAAGCAGGCCGUAAAAUAGCGAAACAGUUAUAGUAAAUGAGGUUUUAGCACAGGUUAUACGCUUAAUACUUACGUAGCAUCGAUUAAGUAGCUCAGUUUUUUGUUUGUAUAUUUGUUCUGUUGAGCUAAAUUAUUAUUAUUAAUUAGUUUGUUGGUCCCUUUGCAGGUUUUAAGAAUAAGGUAUUUUGCCACAGUAUCUAACUGAAGUACAAACUGUCAGACAUCAUUAGACCAUGGAUCGUGGUAUAGGUGGAGUGCCUUACCAUCAACGCCGGUACAACGACAUGAACUACGAACGUCCUCGCCAAUGGUGGAAUAACGAAACCAAACGUUUUAUUCAAAACCAUGGCCACGACUACUACCGUUCGCAAUACAGCCGGACAGCGAACCAACGUACAAAUUACAGGCAUAACCAUGGAAAUUUUGACAGACAGCAACGUUCUAGUAGCAGUUUAACGCCACGAGCAAGCUACACAAGACAGAAUUCAGUUAGACAGCCUAUACCGUGGCAUAAUAGGCAAGGGUUUCAAGCCAAUUCUGGCCUGCAAAAUCGACAUGUAGCAACUCAUUCAGGACUAAGACUUCAACACUAUACGUCUAGAUCAAGAAAUACUCCAAGCACUACGAAUCAGAAUUACAAUAGAAGACCACAGUACCGCCGAAAUGGCACUAAUGACCAAAAGUUGCGAGAUCCUCAAGCUACCUUACCACCUUAUAAACGUGAGCCUACUGCCGUUGAAAGAAAACGGGGCAUAUCUGGAGACAUAACUGAAACAACUUGUGCGAUCUGUUUAGACGAAAUGGACGAAAUGGAAAUUAAGAGGCUACGUGGAACAUUCGAGCCUACUGUUACUUUUCCAUGUGGCCAUAGCUUCCAUGGCGCUUGCGCAGAAGCUUGGGUGGCAAGCAAGCAUACAUGUCCGCUUUGUCGAUCAUUUGUACCACCAGAAAGACUUAGCCGAGAUUUUAGCGCUUACCGAUAAAAGCUAGUGAUAAUGUUAUUGAUUUUACCGUUGUUGUGUCUUCCUACCGUUUUUGCAUUUUAUUUUAAUGAUAACUUUUUGCGCAGACUCCUAAAAUGCUCGUUAAAAAGCAUCAAUCUUGCUUAGGCUACAGAGUACAGUUUGAAUUUAUCAUUUCCAGUUUUUACUUUUUACGCUUUUACUGUUGUUACAUACAAAAUAAAUGAUAUAAGAUUUCAAUGUAUUAUUAA
Molecule: messenger RNA, 1321 nt
Organism: Ciona intestinalis (vase tunicate)
Lineage: Eukaryota; Metazoa; Chordata; Ascidiacea; Phlebobranchia; Cionidae
Biological process (GO): ubiquitin-dependent protein catabolic process
Molecular function (GO): ubiquitin protein ligase activity
Source: RefSeq, a predicted model, not a curated record